Molecule: messenger RNA, 2472 nt
Organism: Entamoeba histolytica HM-1:IMSS
Lineage: Eukaryota; Evosea; Mastigamoebida; Endamoebidae
Product: Rap/Ran GTPase activating protein, putative
Exons: 1
Coding region: 1-2472 (823 amino acids)
Biological process (GO): regulation of small GTPase mediated signal transduction; activation of GTPase activity
Cellular component (GO): cytoplasm
Molecular function (GO): protein binding; GTPase activator activity
Source: RefSeq, a predicted model, not a curated record
AUGUCACAAUUACCUCAAAAACCAUUAAUUGGAAGAAGACCAUUUACUAUGGUUGAAAGUUCACAUGCAAAUUUAACAGAAGGAUUAGAAAGUCCUUCUGGUAUAAAAACAGAACAUACAGAAAAUUCAAAUUCAGGAAAUACUGACACCCACUCUAAUGGAUCAGUGGAGAUAAGCGAUAAAUUAACACAAAGAAUUAUUCAAUUAGAAGAAAUUGUUCAUAAUUUAACUGAAGAAAAUACUCGUCUUCAAGAACAAAUUCAUAAAAUGCCACGAACACCACAACAAAUAAAUAAAGAGUUUGAAUAUUUUUGUACUCAAAUGCCAAUUAGAGGAGGAACAUUUAUUACAGGACAAAUUGAUACAAGAACAACAUUUAUUCAAAGAAAAAUUACAAUUAAUUUUCCAACAGAAUUUCCUGAAGAACCAGCUGUAUUUGUUUUUCAUUUAUCUGUUACAGGAACAAGUAGUAAAGUAACAAAUAUUGUUAAAGAUGUUUCAGGGUUUACAGUUGAUUUUGGAGGAGCAAUUAAAGAUGUAGCAACAAUAUUUUGGAUUGCAUAUCUUCCAAUUAAAGUGAAAAGCAAAUUUAUAGAAUUAAUAAAUACAUUAAAUAAUUCCAAUACUAUGACUUCAAAACAAAUAGAAAAUACUAUUUCAACUUAUAUUAAAAAACAAGGAGUUCAAGAUGAAGAUAAAGAUGGAAAUACCUUACUUCAUCACUUAGUUUUAUUAAAUGAACCAAAAAUGGUAGAAUUAGUUUUAAACAAAGGAGCAAAUGUUAAUGCACUUAAUAAAUUUAAAUAUUCACCAUUACAUACAGCAUUAAGUCAAAAUGAAAUUAAUAUAGAAGUUGUUUCUAAAUUAUUAGAACAUCAUCCAGAUAUUCAUAUUAAAAAUGAAACAAUGAGAACACCAUUACAUUAUUUAUGUAGAAAUAGACAUUUAGAAAAGAAUAUUUCAAUAUUAUAUAGAUUAAUAUCUAAUGAAAAAGAUCCUAAAACAUAUAUUAAUGAAAUAUCAAAAAUUGGUGAAAGUUCAUUGACAUGUGUUUGUUCAGCAUCAAUGAAUGAAGAAGCAAUUAAAUAUCUUUGUGAAAAUGGUGCAAAUGUUAAUCAAGUAACAGAAAGUGGAACAUUUCCACUUUAUUAUGCUGUAAAAAAUAAAAGAACAGAUAUAGUACAAAUUUUAUUACAAUAUGGAGCUGAUAUUGAUAUGACAUUUAAAGGAAAACCAGUUAUGAAAAUAGCAGAAGAAACUGGACAAAUGGAAGGAGUAGUAUCUUUAAUUGAAAAUAAAUAUUCAUUAACAAUAUUAAGUAAUGAAGAAAUUCAACAAAAACAAGAUACAUUUGAUACACCAAAAAGAUUAAUUGAAACAUGGACAAAUACUACAACUCAAAGUAAAAUUAUUCUUGUUGAUCAAAAUACUCUUCCUGAUUAUCAUAUUGAAAAUUAUUAUACAUCAUGUACUCAUAAAUAUGAUGAACUUAUGAAUAAAAAUUAUCAUGAUGUUACACUUCCAAUUAGAUAUUAUCAAAAUUUUAUUAAACCAUUUCCACAUUGUCAUUAUUGUAUUUUAAAAACAGACAUUCAUACAGGUACAAAAGAAAAUACUAUUAUUACAAUUAAACAAGACUCUAAUGAUAAAAAAUUUAUUGUAUGGACUAAAAGAUCAACAAUUAGAAAAACAGCACCAAUAGGAGUAAAUGAUAUUCAAAUUUUAAAAGAAUUUGGAUAUAAAGGAUCAAAAGCAACUCCAAUAACAAUACCUGACAUAAAUAAUAAAAUAGAAAAAUUUGAAAAUUAUUUUAUCAUUAAAGAUUAUAAAUUUGGAGUAUUAUAUGCUACAGAAGGACAAACUCUUGAAAGUGAAUUGUUUAAUAAUAAAAUUGGAAGUAAACAUUUUGAAAAAUUCCUUGAGUUGUUAGGAAAGAAAAUUAAAUUACAAGGAUAUAAUGGAUUUGCUGGAGGUUUAGAUACAAAAUAUCAAUUAACAGGAGAAUAUUCAUAUGUAAAUUCUUUUUCAAAUGACAAAGUUUCAAUUAUGUAUCAUAUUGCACCUUAUUUACCAUGGUCUGAUAAUAAUCCACAACAACUUGAUAAAAAGAAACAUAUUGGAAAUGAUAUUGUUGUUCUUAUUUUUAAAGAAUAUAGAGGAAAACCAGAAUUAAUUGAUAUUUCAUCAUUUAAAACACAAUUUAAUCAUGCAUUUAUUGUUGUUGGAUAUGAUUUAAAUCAACCAGAAAAUGAAAUCCCAAAAUAUAGUGUAAAUGUUAUGUGUAAACAUGAUAUUUCACCUAUUCCACCUUUUAUUACUACUGAUCAAUAUACACAUUCACAAUUAUUUUCAAAUUUCAUUAUUUCUAAAUUAAUUAAUGCAGAAGUUGCUUCAAGAGAAUCAUCUCAAUUUAGAACAAAGAAUGUAAUGAUUAGAGGUAAAUUAUUAAAUGAAAUGAUGGAAGGAAAUUGA